AUGGCGGCUCGUAUCGCUCUCCCGAGGGAUUCGCAGUUGUCCCUCGUGCUGAUGCUCGCAAUCAUGCUGCUCCCGUUGACGGCGAAUUUCGGCGCCAAAUGCGGAGGCGUUCUGCUAGCGGCGGCGCAGACGGACUGCCCGCUGAUUGGUCAGGGCAUCGACCCGUACACGGCGGGGAUCGUGGCGGAGAAGCCUAAAGUGUUUCUCUCCGUGCAGCUCAAGAAACUCGUCAGCGUCGACGCCGUGAAGUACAGCUACAUGGCGUAUUUCCAAAUCAUCUCCACGUGGCGCGACCCUCGAGUGAACGACACGCUGGCGAUAAACAACGCGGUGAGCGCGUUUGGGCCGACCAUCACGGGGCUGGCGACGGCCAAGUGCAAGCCGAACGUGACGUUCUCGGGGUUCAACAUCAGCGGGAAGGACGAGUGCCUGAAGACGCCCAAGCAGAACAACCUGCCGCAGAUGGACGGCUGCAACAAGCCGUGCACUCCGUCCGGCACCACGUGCUGCGACGCCCUCUGGAUCCCCUCGCUCACCAUCGACAACGUCCUCUUCUACCCGCAAGACCGCUUCCAAACCGAGAGCAUAUACUUCUUCGGGCAGUACAGCAACGAGGUCAGCUCGGUCGACAGAGAAGUCGUCGUUGGAGGCGAGUUCUCUUCACCCCUCAGCUUCAAGAAGUUUCCUCUUGACUCUCAGACGCUGCGGCUGAGCGUUCAGGUGGAGAGUGGCGAGUUCUACCUGGUGGGGAGCAACUCGGGGCGGCAGUCAGAGCAGGGGGGCGGGCAGCUGGGGGGAGGGGGAGGCACGUACGUGAAUGAUGAGGUCACGGGCUGGAAGAUCAAUGAUGUGGCGCUCAACUGCACUCCCUCUGCUACCACCGUCUCCACCUCCGCCACCUACCAUCCCGGUAACCACCGCGACCCUUCCGGUAACCGCCGCGCAAUGCUCCUGAACUCCCCAUCGGACAGUGGCAGCAGCAGCAACGUGAACGAGUCCACGUCGUGUGUCUUCACCAUCCAGAUCUCCCGCACCAGUGGCGUCUUCAUCAUCUCGAUUGUGGUGCCUGUGAUGCUCAGCGUGUAUCUCUGCUUCUCCGUCUUCUUUGCUAAACCCGACGACCUCGAGACUCGAUCCGCCACCUUUGUCACGCUCUUCCUCGCCCUCUCAGCCGUGCAGUUCGUCAUUGACAGCCAGCUGCCGCGCUCAUCAGUGAUGACGCAGUUUGGCUAUCUGGUCAUCAUCUCAUACGUCUUCAUCGGUCUCACCGCCUUGGAAACCCUCAUCGUCUACCUCAUCGCCGAACGGCUAGAGAAGGACGUGGUGGAGACGGUGGGAGAUGUGGUGGAGACUGUUAGGGACAUGGUGGGGACGGUGGAGGACAUGGCAGCGGCUUCCACACGUUCCAUGUCCCGUGCACAGCCAGAGCCAGAGCCAGAGCCAGAGCCAGAGCCAGAGCCCCAAAGCCCACAGAAGGCGGAGAAAACGUGUGCGUUUGGGUCCGGCAAGGCUGGCGGCGCAGGGGAGGAGAGUCAGGAGCUUGUGACAGAGAAGGAGGACGAGGAGGUGGGAGGCGGGAACGGUGCAGCCUGCACUGGAGGAAAAAGGCCGUCACUAAAGAAAGCUGUCACUAAGGGCCGUACCUGGGUGAGUGGGCUUGCGUGUGUGUGA
This is a messenger RNA of Closterium sp. Naga37s-1, 1671 nucleotides long. Lineage: Eukaryota; Viridiplantae; Streptophyta; Zygnematophyceae; Desmidiales; Closteriaceae. The record is from the annotation of a GenBank genome assembly.